Molecule: messenger RNA, 2457 nt
Organism: Penicillium crustosum
Lineage: Eukaryota; Fungi; Ascomycota; Eurotiomycetes; Eurotiales; Aspergillaceae
Product: 3'-5' exonuclease
Exons: 2
Coding region: 1-2457 (818 amino acids)
Biological process (GO): ribosomal large subunit assembly; rRNA processing
Cellular component (GO): nucleus
Molecular function (GO): nucleic acid binding; exonuclease activity
Source: RefSeq, a predicted model, not a curated record
AUGGAUGGCAAAAAUCGCAAGAAUGGUCAGCCCGACUGCCAACCGCUUCAAGAAAUCAGAAUUCCAUGUCCUGUGUGCAAAUGCCGGAAUUUCAGGUCAGAGCAGGCGUUUGGUCAUCAUAUGCAGGACGAGCACAACAUCUUUCCAUGUCAUAAAUGCGACGCACUCUUUGCGUGUAGGGAUGACCUAGCUACGCACAAAAGCGAGAGACACGGCAAAAUCUAUGACAAACUCAAGCACAAGAAGAAACGCAAGCAGAAACAGAAAGGCAAAUUCAGGCCUCUAAUCCAAAGUGCCUCCAUGCCCGCAUCAGAGAAUACACCGUCGACCCAGCUGCCAACAAUGCAGCUUCGUCCACAGCCGGCACGGACUCGUCCAUCAACCUCCCAUGCCCGCCAACCAUCUACUGAGACCCCGAAACCACCAGCACAAGUACGACAAUCAAUCAUGCAGCCCGGUCAGUCAUCCGCUUGGAUCCACCAAGGACAUAAGCAGAGCGCUCCAGCACGCGCUGAAGUCUUCCGAUCUCCGCAACACCAAUUCCGUCAAAUGCGCCAUCCACUCCCUCCACGGCCAGCGAACGUCCCUCAAGUCCCUUUAGGGGUAUAUCGAGUACCUUCCCACAGCUUUCAGAUGCUUUCCCCAGGCUUUCAGCCACCCCCUCAAGCCUUCCAACCAACAGGACAGGUUACUCAAGUCCCAAUGAGAUUCUAUCAAACAUAUAAACAAGUUCCCCAACCAGUGGGAGUCCCUGAAUCCCCAGCAGGGGUUUAUCAGCCACCUGUUGAACCCUAUCUUACACCUUCUCCGGUGUAUCAGACAUCAACUCCGAUCUAUCAAACACAUCCUCGUCGCAUGAAGAACAAGGUACAGGUCUAUUGGCUCCCGCUUCAGGUGUCUCAGUUCCUAGAAAAUAAGCAUCGGUCUCCACAAGCGUUCUGGAACUCUGAGUUCUUUAAUAAAGAGCCUCAGCAUCAGCAGUCUCAGUAUCAAGAGCCUCGACAAGCUGAGCAGGUCUUACGGGCGCCCAGGCGGGCUACAAACUCUUCUGCGCUGGACUUGCACUUCCCAGGGCAGUACUCUCAAUACCCAAUUCGGGACCACCAGCAAGCAAAGGAAGUCUCGCAUUUUCCCCAACAGGACUCGCAAUCUCUACGAAACUCUCAGUCCUUAGUACAGCACUCUCAAGAUGUGGAGAUUCCUGAGGCACUCAACAAGAAGAGCAAGCCUCUCAGUCUCUGGGACUGGACCCGCCCCCUGGAACUCCCUCAGUUCCCAGUGCAGGUCCUUCAAGAUGCAGAGGACGUUACUCAGUCUCCAAAAAGGCACUCUCAAUCCUUAGGAAACCCUGAAUUCCUAGUUUGUCACCAAGAACAAGCAAAGGCAAUCCCUCAUUCCGAAAAACCCUCUCAGUCUGCUGUGCAAAUCCCAGACCAAACGGAACAAGUUUCCCACUCCUCCCUGCAUCUAUCCGCCCACGAUCCCAUAGCCGCAGAAGCAAACGAAACCGAAACACCAACCACCUCAAUCCCAGCAACGAACAUAACAACACCAGACCUCUUCAUCCCACCCCCACCAACAGACCCAACCUUCAGUCUAGUCUACGGCACAAUGCCACACCGCUGGACUGACCUCGAACCCCUCGAACAGACCCUCAUAAUCAGAUACCUCCUCGCAACAUGCCACUCCCCCAAACGCCUACAUUCACAAGGCUACAACACCCCGAAGACCAUCAACACAAAAGCCUGUGUUCACCAGAACAAACCACACCAACACCACAUCGACCCCCGCCCCGCAAACCCAAAUUCAAGACACCGAAAAGCAAUCGUGCUAGACUGCGAAAUGAUCGAAACAACAGUCUGCACCAGCGAACUAGCCUUCAUAACCGCAAUCGACUUUCUCACUGGCGAAGUCCUGAUAAACAGCUACGUGACACCAACAGCACCAGUGACGAACUGGCUGACACCCGUUAGCGGGAUCACGCAGGAGAAAAUGGACACCGCGAUCGCGGAGGGUAAUGUAUUUGUCUCGAAUGCAGAUGCACGUGGCGCAUUGCGGAAAUUCUUGAAUCGGGAUACUGUCCUCAUUGGCCAUGCUCUUCAACAUGAUCUACGGACAUUGAGUUUGAUUCAUGGUCGGAUUGUGGAUACUUCUGUGAUCACGUCUGAGGCGGUUUUUUCAGAUGUUUCGUCCAAGACGGCUUUGCCGCGCAUCUGGGGACUUGAUACUCUUGCGGAGGAGUUGAUUGGGAUUAAGACUCGGCGGGGUGAGGGACAUAACUCGCUUGAGGAUGCGUUGGCUACGAGGGAGAUCUUGAUUUGGUGUUUGAGGGGUCCGCAGUGUCUUAAGCAUUGGGCUAAGAAGACUCGGGGUUCGCUUGCACAUAUGCGGAAUCGGAGAUGGGCGCGGAGGAAUCGGGGGAAUGGAGGUGGUGGUGCUAAUGCGAAUAACGGUUAG